This is a messenger RNA of Heterocephalus glaber (naked mole-rat), 1625 nucleotides long. NCBI's taxonomy places the organism in Eukaryota, Metazoa, Chordata, Mammalia, Rodentia, Bathyergidae. The record is from RefSeq and is a predicted model, not a curated record.
GGCGGCGGGGCCAGGCCCCUCCCUCCAGGCACCCGGCCGCCCCUCCGUGCUGGCUUCUCGUUCCCGGGGAGGCCGCCACCUCCUCCCUCUCAUUUUAAGCCCUUAAAUGGGCUUCAGCUUUUCUCUGCGCAUGACUGUGAAGGUGAGAAACCUGUUGCCCAUCUCUUUUCUCCGACAUCAACGUCAUUCAUGGAUCUUCUCACCCGUCUAAUCUGCUACCGGGAAAACUGGUUGUCGGGGUAACCCAGGCACGAGGGAACCCUGAAAGAUGGGUUCUCAACCUUUCUUAUCAGGAGAGGCUGUAGCCUCUCACCCCGGGUCCACACCAGGCCUGCUUGCUGGAAGGCUCUCACUGCCCCUGCAACCCCGGCUUGGACCCUGAUCAGGGCAGGAGACUGGCAGCAUUUAGGUGCCAGCCUAUUUCGAGCUAAUGUAGUGAGAGGUGCGGGAUGUUAGCGUUCCGUGGGGCAUAGUUCUUGGGUGCGUGGGCCAGAGUAAAAUGAGCGACCAUGGGCCAUGAAGUUUCUUAUUUCCUAGUCUUUGCAUUUGUGAUCUGGCUUUCCUAAUUCUCUGUUGUGGGAGAGGCUGUCACUGGCCCUUAGGAUGCUUUUGUGUAAAUUAUAAGGAAGACCCCCUGUCCUCAAGACACUUGGUAUUCAGCUCCUGGAAAAUCGACAAGAAAUAAGUAUGAUGAUGCCAGGUGCGGUGAUGCACACCUGUAAUGUAAUCCCAGCACCCAGGAGGCUGAGGCAGGAGGAUCACCACAAGUUUGUGGCCAGCCUGGGCUACAUAGUGGGUUAAAGGGCAGCCUGUUCAAGAUACGGUGAGACCUUGUCUCUAAAAGAAAAAAAAAGUAUAAUGAGUGGAUAGGCCUACUGGAGGGCUCCUCAGCCAAGCAAGCUCUGCAUACCCUUUGUGCAGGGGCCUUUUAAAGAUCCUUUCCUCUCCCAACGUUUUUUCCCACUAAAAGACAGGAGAUAGGGCCUGGGAUUUAGCUCAGUGGUUCUGGCGCCUGCCUCCCAAGCUCAAGGACCCAAGUUCGAUCCCCACUACAAAAAAACCAAAAAAGCAAAAAACUCCAGGAGAUAAAGAAAGAAAACAUUUGCUGCAGGUUCUCCAAGAGAUGACCCGGGGUGGGGUGUCCCCAGGCAGGUCUGGGGCCCCAUGAGGAGCUUGGGCCACAAUGCUUGGGGUGUUUUUGUUUUUGUUUUUUAUCAGGGAUUAAACUCAGGAUCUCCUGCUUGCCUGGCAGGCCCUGUGCCGCUGAGCUACAUCCCCGGCCCUACCCAGGUCCACGUCGGCUUGUGCAUCACAAGCAUCGUUGUGAUGUUCUCUGCCAACUCUCUGAUGUGGACCUUCUUUAGCCGGGGCCUCAGUUUCUCCAUGUCGUCAGCCAUUGCAUCAGUCACAGUGACCUUUUCAAACAUCCUGAGCUCGGCCUUGCUGGGCUACUUGCUGUACGGUGAGUGCCAGGAGGUGCUGUGGUGGGGAGGCGUGUUCCUCAUCCUCUGUGGGCUCACUCUGGUCCAAAGGAAGCUGCCACCUGUCUGGAAGCCUGUCCCGCACAAGCAGCAGUGACGCCACCUGGUGUUUGGCCGAGAGCUGACUGGUGGCCGCCUCAGGCG